GUGGAAAACAAUCACCUAAUUUGUGAAAACUUAGGAAGUGUGCUUGACUCAAAAAAACCCAUUGAACAGCAACUGAAUCACCCCUUAUAAAGCUUUGCCUUCAACUUACAAAUUUUCAACAAGAUGGCUAAAAUGGCAGCAAUUUGCAAUGUCUUGAUCAUUUCAACAGCCUUGGCGGCCACCCCUUCGAUGGCAGCAUCCCUGGUCACCUUUAUUUUUGGUGACUCAUUAACAGAAGUUGGGAACAACAACUUCCUACAACUCUCCCUUGCAAAGUCGAAUUAUCCUUUUUACGGGAUUGAUUAUAUUGGUGGAAAAGCAACAGGGAGAUUCACAAAUGGAAGAACCAUUGGUGACAUUAUAUCUUCAAAACUUGGGGUCCCUUCACCCCCACCAUAUCUUUCAUUGGCACCAAAUGAUGAUGCACUUCUAAAAGGAGUAAAUUAUGCAUCUGGUGGAGCUGGAAUUCUCAAUGAAACAGGGCUUUACUUUAUACAGAGGCUAUCAUUUGAUGAUCAGAUCAAGAAUUUUGAGAAGACAAAGGAAUCAAUCAAGGCUAGAAUAGGUGAAGAGGCAGCCAAUAAGCUUUGCAAUGAAGCAGUCUAUUUCAUUGGAUUAGGUAGCAAUGACUAUGUCAACAACUUUCUUCAGCCCUUUCUAGCAGAUGCUCAACAAUACACACAUGAAGAGUUUUUAGGGCUUCUUAUUUCGACCUUAGGUGAACAAUUCACAAGGCUUUACCAACUUGGUGCACGGAAGAUGAUGUUCCAUGGGAUUGGGCCGCUUGGCUGCAUCCCGUCCCAGAGGGCAAAAUCAAGCCGAGGACAAUGCCUAAAACAAGUCAAUCUGUGGGUGCAGCAAUUUAACUCCGAAGUACAGAAGCUACUUGCCAAUCUAAACAGACAUCUACCAUCUGCACAAUUUUCCUUUGCAGACACUUAUCAAGCAGUUCUUGAUUUAAUCGACAACCCUACUGCAUAUGGUUUUAAGGUAUCGAAUACAUCAUGUUGCAAUGUGGACACAAAACUUGGAGGGCUUUGUGUACCUAACUCAAAGGUAUGCAAGAAUCAUAGCGAGUACGUAUUUUGGGAUGCUUUCCAUCCUACAGAUGCUGCAAAUGAAGUGCUUGCAGGAAAACUCUUCGCUGAGCUUUUCUCUCACCCUCCUUCGGCUGCUCCAUUGGCAUCUCCUUAAGAAGCCUAUAUUUAGAACAGAUUAGAUAACCAUAGCAUUGGAUGCUAAGGAAACUUUGCCCCAAUCUUUGAUAGCCAGUUCCACAUACAAUGAUAAUAUGAUAAAAAAUCAAAGGAGAUUUAAAAGAGAAUUUCAAGUUUGUAUUCCUACUUUCAUCUCAAAUUAUUCCAAGGAUAUGUAACAUAUGUCGGUACAAUGUAUUGAACAACAUCGGAUAUGAAUAAUCAUGUAGACGUAACAUAUUCUUGAGUUGUUCCAUUCAA
This is a messenger RNA of Olea europaea var. sylvestris, 1457 nucleotides long. Its product is annotated as GDSL esterase/lipase At5g37690. The record is from RefSeq and is a predicted model, not a curated record. The transcript has 6 exons. Bases 124 to 1194 code for a protein of 356 amino acids. Gene Ontology annotation, molecular function: hydrolase activity, acting on ester bonds. NCBI's taxonomy places the organism in Eukaryota, Viridiplantae, Streptophyta, Magnoliopsida, Lamiales, Oleaceae.